UUAAUAAGUUGUUUUAAAGCAAGAAUCUAAGUUUGCGUAUUGAGGGAUGUUAGCACACGUUCCAAGGUCACAAUAACCGAUGAGUGACACUUCCGCGAGGAUGACAUUGUUCGGUGAUACCCCUUGAUAUAUAAUUCCGAGUGCUGAUCAUCCUAGACCGUGCUUGACGGUGGUGGCUUGACCAUAAUCUAAACAAUAUAACGAUGAAUUUGUACACGCUUGUCGUCUUCUCGAUUCUAAUAAAACAAGGUUAUACUUUGCUUUGUCCUGCUGGGUCGUACAUCUCGUCAUAUGGUUCCAAAUGCUACCAAUGCUCUAAAGGAAGAUACCAAGACCAAAGUGGACAAAGCUUUUGCAAGUGGUGCAAUAAAGGCGAAUACAAUGUUAACCUUGGACGAUCAACCAAGUGCGAUAUCUGUCCUGCUGGCCACAGUUGUUAUAGUAUAGAUAAGCUACCGGUAAAUUGCACCAAGGGACGGUACCAAGAUCAAACAGGACAAAGGUAUUGCAAAUGGUGCAAAAGGGGCGAAUUCAACGUUCAAAUUGGACGAUCAACCAAGUGUGAUAUCUGUCCUGUUGGCCACAGAUGUUAUAGUUUAGAUGAGCUACCGGUAAAAUGCCCCAAGGGAAUGUACCAAGACCAAACAGGACAAAGGUAUUGCGUAUGGUGCAAAAAGGGCAAAUACAACAUUCAAAUUGGACGAUCAACCAAGUGUGAUAUCUGUCCUGUUGGCCACAGAUGUUAUAGUAUAGAUAAGCUACCGGUAAAAUGCCCCAAGGGAAUGUACCAAGACCAAAAAGGACAAAGGUAUUGCAAAUGGUGCAGUAAGGGAGAAUACAACAUUCAACGUGGACAAUCAGAAUGCAUUAUUUGUCCCGUUGGACAUAGUUGUAAACACGUAGACACAGCACCAGUGAAAUGUCAAAAAGGACAAUUUCAAAAUCUUCUUGGUCAACAAUCUUGUAAUUGGUGUGAGGAUGGACACUAUAGUCUUAAAAUUGGCUCAACUAAAUGUGAGCCUUGUCCUGCUGGAAGCAAAUGCCCUUAUGUCGACUCACCACCAAUACUAUGCAUUCCUGGGUCCUACUCUCCUGCGGAAUCCACCAAAUGCUUUUCUUGUCCAUCUGGUUCCUUUUGUCCAAACCCAUCACAACCACCARUUGCACCAAACAGAGAUACUGUUAUCAAAAGUGAAAUCAAAAAGGUUGUCAAGUAUGCAGCCGAAGCAAAGUAUAAUCCUGCUGUAAAUGGUUCAGGAUUGACUGACAAUAACAACAGGGUUCUUGGUUUUGUUAGAUAUAAGGGAAAUGCUAUCGUUGUAGCGUUUCGAGGAACAGCURACAUUAAUGGUUGGGUCAAUAAUGCUAAWUUUUUGAAAACCGCUUAUCAAAACUGCCAGGGGUGCAAAACYCAUAAGGGAUUUUUGAAAACUUUUAACUCGGUGAAUAUGCAGAUGUUGGCAAGAGUCAGUGCUCUGCAUCAUAAACACCCCAAUUCAAAAGUGAUCGUCACAGGACACUCGCUAGGUGGAGCACUGGCAACUUUAGCCGCCGUUGAAUUAGCAAAAGCCGGAUAUAAUACCGAUUUGAUAACCUUUGGGUCACCAAGAGUUGGGAACAAAGGGUUUUCUGAAUAUGCUGACAAAACCCUAAAAUCAAUGAAUUUAAGAGUGACAUACAAGAAAGAUCUUGUGACUGUUCUCCCACCAAAAUUGAUUGGGUAUCGGCACGUUGGACAGGAAAUCCAUUACACAGAUCAAAACACGGCCUACGAAUUACCCCCAAAGACAGACACUAAUUAUAUCAGGUCAAGCAUUGGUGAUCACAAACUUGUUAAUUAUGAAAAAUUAAACUAAAUGUCGUUAAAAUUGYGUAAUCAGGAAAAUACACGAUAUAGCCAUUGAAACAAGCAAUUAAAAAUAUCCAACUAUAUGCAUUAAUAAGAGCUCUAUUUUUUUUUAAUUUCUGAGAUCUAAGAGUCAGGUAGUCAAAUAGUAUUAUCACAGAAUAAAAUAAUUGAGGACAGCAAAAACCAUGUUAUCAUGUUACACAGCAAARAUAAAAUCUUACAAUUGUUGUUUUUGAUGUUA
Exaiptasia diaphana is the source of this 2090-nucleotide messenger RNA. Its product is annotated as sushi, von Willebrand factor type A, EGF and pentraxin domain-containing protein 1. Gene Ontology annotation, biological process: lipid metabolic process. NCBI's taxonomy places the organism in Eukaryota, Metazoa, Cnidaria, Anthozoa, Actiniaria, Aiptasiidae. Gene Ontology annotation, molecular function: protein binding. The transcript has 2 exons. Bases 204 to 1856 code for a protein of 550 amino acids. The record is from RefSeq and is a predicted model, not a curated record.